AUGUCCAACGAGAUCCAGACUUCUUUUACUCGCUCUUGUCACACCAAUGGCAACGUAGCACGCGGCGGCCGCCCUGAUCCUAAUCUUGGUGCUCCUCGCCUGUCUGCCCAGGCGCCAAUUGUCCAGUCGAAGAGGAAGAAGACGAGCGACGAGCUGAUUCAAGAAGGUGUCUUACCGCCUCGUCCGACUCUCAAGACAUACGAGGAGCUGCAGGAACUUGGAAUCUGCAAAAAAUACCCCGAUCUUUCGCCCGACGCACCCAAGGAAUAUCACGAAGCGCCUGAUCUGGAGUCACUUUUUAUGCCAAAUAUUGUGUACCGGUGCGAGAAGAGGAAAUGGCGCGAGACUUGCGAAGCUAUCUUGAGCGAGAUAAAGGAGGAUAAGAGAAAGGCAAAGGCUGAGCGCAAAGCAACGCGCAAGGAGGAGAAGAAGGCAGAGCGGAAGCAGCGGAUGAUCCAAGAGCAGGUGAUCACUCAGUGUCUAGAGAUCGAUACUGCCGGUGAAAUAGCUGGUGAAGUGAAGGAGUCAAGUCUGACUGGAGACGUCAAAUAG
Messenger RNA from Peniophora sp. CBMAI 1063, 552 nucleotides. NCBI's taxonomy places the organism in Eukaryota, Fungi, Basidiomycota, Agaricomycetes, Russulales, Peniophoraceae. The record is from the annotation of a GenBank genome assembly.